CCUUCUUCACGGAGCUGAAGCUUAUCAGAACAGGGUGGGCGUUUCGGAAUAAUUCGACGUGUAUUUGAGUCUCGGCGUGUAAUAGAGGAAAUACUGUAUGUUUAAUUAAACUUGGCAGCAACAGAGAGUGGAUUGAGGCUUCUUAACGGGGCUCAUACGUAUCAGAAGGGAGAUCUCGGGUGGCGUCACCUUCCUCUGUCAUUGUAGAGGACAACGUACUGUGGGUGCUGACAGAUGUCAGACAUGUAGAAACGGUGUAUGGUUGCUUCAUUGUACGAAGGAGAUGCGUUGAAGAAAAGGGGGACAUUAACUGUUCACAGACGACUACAUCAUGAUUGAUGUCAGACUGUAUUCCCAUGCUAUAGGGACGCACUCGAGAACGCCAAGCUAUACAGACUACUAUCGUACUGACAAAGAGAUCCGUGCCUUCAAUCACCUAGGGCGUUCCUGGGGCGCUAAUCGGAUGUGGGGUCUAGAUGGGUUGCGGGAUUUCCAGGAGAGACGACGGUGGACAAUCGCAAGCGGACCCAACUGGUUGCUGAACAUAAAUGACAACACAAGCGAAGGGACAACCCGCAGCAGUGGGAACAUCCCGAACGGACAUUCUCAUGGCAUCUACCUUACAAACAGGAUCAGUUGCCCGUGCACAGUGGAGAUUCCGUAUCCUCUUGUUAACGUGAAUAUCCGAGACGGUGUCUUCCUUCACGAGGGGCGGGUCAAGUUGGAGAGUAUUGGACUGCGGUCACUGUUGUCUCCUGCUGUCAUUGCAAUACACCUGGAUCACUCCGAUGAGGAAUCUUUCAGAAAGUUUAAGGACUUGUCAAACCAUCUUGCCCGUGUGGUGGGAGAACCGGAUGAUAGAGGGUUCUCCUUCUGGUUCAUCAAACAUCAGAGAGGACAAUUGAAAACACCAGUUAAAGACUCAUCUCUUUAUUGCAUAGAUUUCAUCGGGAAACACUUGAAGCCCAAGUUCCACGACAGGGAUUGUAUCAAGUUUGUAGUAGUCAUUGGCAGAAGGGAUCCUCCACGCCCUCCUUAUCCUCCACAUCCUCCUCCUCCUUCUCCAUGCAUUGGCAGAAGGGAUCCUCCACGCCCUCCUUAUCCUCCACAUCCUCCUCCUCCUUCUCCAUGCAUUGGCAGGAGGGAUCCUCCACGCCCUCCUUAUCCUCCACAUCCUCCUCCUCCUUCUCCAUGCAUUGGCAGAAGGGAUCCUCCACGCCCUCCUUAUUCUCCACAUCCUCCUCCUCCUUCUCCAUGCAUUGGCAGAAGGGAUCCUCCACGCCCUCCUUAUCCUCCACAUCCUCCUCCUCCUUCUCCAUGCAUUGGCAGAAGGGAUCCUCCACGCCCUCCUUAUCCUCCUCCUCCUCCAAGAACCCAAGACCAUGAACCAUUCAUUGAUCCUGGUCCGACCUUUUAUGAUGGUGAGCAAGUUCUGGCCCGAUGGGAGGAUGACAAAUGGUACUACAAAGGAAGGAUCGCCCGGCGCUAUGAUGUGAACAACUACUACUGCGUGAAAGAUAGCACAAGCCAAUGUGACGUCAUUAAUUGGGAGGAUAUCAUCCGGGCAACUGACCAUUACGACGCUGUGUCUCCUGACAAGAGAGACCGUGUCCGUGUGCUGGCCCCCCAUCCUGUAUAUUACUGGAGCUACGCCCCUGGCCGGGUCAUAGAAGCGAUUGGUCAGAAACUGACUGUCCGGUUCUAUGACAACAAGCUGACAAACAUCGAGAAAUGGGACGUGUAUCCUGCCAGGAACCGGGAGAAAUAUCUCAAGGACGUGGAGGACAUUCAACAGCGAGAGAAAGACUGGGAGGGGAAGGAGGCCGUCAUCAGAGACGAGUCAGGGGUGUACAGACUGGGUAGAGUAAACAAACAGAUAGGAUGUCAGCCGAUGUACAACGUAACAUGGCAGGAUGGUCAGUGCGGGGAACAGAUGUCCAUCCACAUCUAUGGAACCUACAACAAGACGAUCAAGUUCAAGGUCGGCAGCUACAUCCUGGCACUCGUUGACAGCGACAGCGCGCAUUUCCUUCCGGGUCAGGUUAGGAAGGUCACAACCUUAGGAGAUGCAGACCUACUCGAUGUCGUCUUUAUCGACGGCCGAAGGUCAAAGGAUGCCCUCUCCACGGAUAGUUACUGGAUGAAUGAGAUGGCCUACACAGAGGCGGAGCAGGAGUUUCUGACGCAUCACCCCGACAGUAGUGACGAGGAAGAGUACUCUCGUUAAGAGUAGGCUCCUCUCAGCUCAUCUCUAUGUCAUCUCGGAAAGCAUCUCUAGAGGAAUCCAUAUUAGAACUAGAUGCACUAGUUUCACAAUACACGUGACUAUGACAUAAUUUGGUAGGCGUCGUGCCCCUUAGAAAUGCCUCCAUAUGAAAUUGAAUAUCUAAUUCAUACGAACUACCUGUAUAUACCGAGGUAGUUUAAUUAAAACUAUGAUCAUAACUAUUUUUCAAAAGCAUCAUGCCACAAAAUAUAUAUUUCAGACAUUCAUAGUAUCCUAACAUACAAAAAAAUAGUAAGUAGGGUAAAACGUUACGGACGAGGAAGAACGGGGCUGUGGUUUAACCUUUUGGUAAAAGCGUUCGCAGAAAAAGGGAUAACAAUCCUCUUUGCAAUUUUAUUUUGCGUGUUUUCCACGAGCGUCAUACGACUCUUGCUCAAAAGUUGUUUAAUCAAGAUUACAACAUUCAAAACCCCAGUAAAGUUUUCCAAUUGUUUUAUGGUAGACACGUGGAGGACAUGUAGAUGCUCUAUGCAGUUCCCUAUUUUGACUUAUACCAUAUGUUCCCGUGUUUUUAUCGGGUGAACGAUUGACUUGCCUUUGCAUGUGUUUGUGACGGGUUCCACCGUUGGGACUGGAUACGUUCAGUUUUUCGCGAACACCUGGUGUCAUCACUUUUUGAUAGUCAUUCAUGAACAUGUGCUCUUGAAUCUAACAUCUAGUCUCUUAGAGAAAAACAACAGUUGUUAAAUUAUAGUUGUAAAAUAUAAUAAAAAGGAGCCUAGAGACUUUCUUCAUUCUCAUACUGCAGUAAUACAUCUUAUAGACUUGCAUGGGCUGUAUUGGAUAUAUUUGUUUCAGGGUCUUUAUGAUAGACUAGUACAAUUGACUGUACGUUUAAAUUUUUAAAAGAAAAGUUUGACUUCGUUUUGAAUAUCAGUAAGAUUAUCGAGCAAACGCCCAUUUGAAUUAUUUAUUUCAGUGAAUGAUUUAUUCAGAAAAUUUCGCGACUCUAGACUCAGAAAAUAGGAGGUUGGUUUUUCACCCUUUUCUAUCCAGGUUGCUUUUGCUCUUAUCAUUUGCCCUUGAGUUUUUACCCUUAUAAUAUCUUCUAGUUCUAGUUGCAAUUUCUUGAUUUCGUUCAAUAAAGUUUGUUUCAUAUCUUCUUUUUCACAUUCGUCCAAUUUAAUUUCUUUACAUUGUAAUGUUUCCAAUAGUUCCUGUUCUAUUUUAUUUCUCACUUUUUUCUUGUA
This is a messenger RNA of Haliotis rufescens (red abalone), 3477 nucleotides long. RefSeq lists its product as uncharacterized. The record is from RefSeq and is a predicted model, not a curated record. The coding region runs from base 332 to 2227 and encodes 631 amino acids. NCBI's taxonomy places the organism in Eukaryota, Metazoa, Mollusca, Gastropoda, Lepetellida, Haliotidae. The transcript has 17 exons.